Molecule: messenger RNA, 4155 nt
Organism: Chelmon rostratus (copperband butterflyfish)
Lineage: Eukaryota; Metazoa; Chordata; Actinopteri; Chaetodontiformes; Chaetodontidae
Gene: epx
Product: eosinophil peroxidase
Exons: 17
Coding region: 114-2777 (887 amino acids)
Biological process (GO): response to oxidative stress
Molecular function (GO): calcium ion binding; peroxidase activity; heme binding
Source: RefSeq, a predicted model, not a curated record
UGGCUCUCGAGAUGAGUCACGGUCAGUGCGGCGGUAAGAUGCUAAGAGCGUGAUUGGUUUUUAAACCUGAAAUGAAUCCUUUCUGCACCGGCUGAACAGUUUUAACCUUCCAGAUGGACUCAGCACUCACGGUGUCCGUCCCUCUUCUUGGACUGGCUCUUGUCCUGCUCUCCUUCCCCGAGCACGCUUCACUGAACAGAGAAUUUGACAACACCUCAGUAGUUCCAGGAACUGUGUAUGUGGGAUCUGUGUUUGUGAAGGAGGCUCUUCAGAGGGCCAUUGAGCUCACCGAUGCUGCUUACGCCCGCACAAGCGAAAGGGUGAAGAAGUCUCUGUCUGAAGGCGCCCUGAGACCCAGUGACCUGCUGGCUCAGUUUAAACAGACUGAAGCAAGAACCAGGACUCAGAUCUGGGCUGCGGAACUGCUGGACAACACAGUGGAGCUGAUCAGAGAGAUGGUCUACACUCACACAAUGGUGCAGCCCAACCAUCAUGAGCUGCUGAGUGAUGGAGAUGUGGAGAAUCUGCUGCAGGUGACGGGCUGCUCUGCUGAGCUGCAGAGACCCAGCUGUGACUCCGACUGUCUGUCCGAGCGCUACAGGUCCAUCACAGGAGAGUGCAACAACAGACAGCAUCCCAGAUGGGGGGCUGCAAACAUCCCGUAUUCCCGCUGGCUGCCUCCAGAGUACGAGGACAUGUGGGGGACGCCCAGAGGCUGGGACCCAGAGCACACAUACCAUAACGCCAGCCUGCCUCCAGUGCGGCUGGUGUCUCAGGAGGUGCUCUUCACUCACAAUGACAACAUCUCUCUGGACUCCACUCUGUCCCACCUGCUGGUGGAGUGGGGUCAGUGGAUAGACCACGACGUGGUGCUGACGCCUCAGAGCCCCAGUACAGCCGCCUUCAGGACAGGAGCUGACUGCACCCACACCUGCAGCCGGGACACGCCCUGCUUCCCCAUACAGAUCCCUCUGUCAGAUCCUCGCAGUGGCAUCCAGAGCUGCAUGCCUUUCUUCCGCUCUGCUCCCAGCUGUGUUGCUGAAGUCUUGUCUCAUCGCCACCGAGAGCAGCUCAACGCCAUCACCUCCUUUGUAGACGCCAGCAUGGUGUACGGCAGCUCCACCAGUCUGGCCCUGGCUCUGAGAAACCUCUCCUCUCCUCUGGGCUCCAUGGCCCUCAACUCCCAGCACUCAGACCGGGAGCUGGCCUACAUGCCAUUCCUGCCGCGUCUGCAGGCUCACCUGGACCCCUGCGGCCCUCGAAACACCACCGGCUCGGGGGCAUCGGACAGAUCCGAGCGCCAGGGGAACACCACGUCCUGCUUUCAAGCUGGUGAUUCCAGAGCUAAUGAGCAUCUGGGAAUGAUCGCGCUGCACACGCUGUUUCUGAGAGAGCACAACCGGCUGGUUAAAGAGCUGCACCUGCUCAACCCUCACUGGAGCCCUGACACCCUUUAUCAGGAGGCCCGCAAGAUCAUAGGAGCCAUCCAUCAGAUCCUAACAUGGGAGCACUACCUGCCACGGGUCCUCGGUGAGGGCGCCAUGUCUCGUCUCAUGCCUCCCUACACGGGCUACGAUCCCGAGGUGGAUCCAAGCAUCGCUAACGUCUUUGCAGCCGCUGCGUUUCGCUUUGCUCACGUCACCGUGCAGCCGGUGGUGGCCAGACUGGGACCAGGAUACACCACUGACUCCCAGCAUCCCCCGCUGCCUCUGCAUCAUUCACUGUUCGCCUCCUGGAGGGUCGUGCAGGAAGGUGGUAUAGACCCUGUGCUGCGUGGUCUGCUGCUGUCUCCGGCCAAGCUGCAGACUCCAGGUCAGAUGAUGGUGGAGGAGCUGACAGAGAGGCUGUUUCAGGCACAGGGAGGGAUGCCUCUAGACCUCGGGGCCCUUAACCUCCAGAGGGGCCGGGAUCACGGCCUGCCAGGAUACGGCUCGUGGAGAAGGUCCUGCAGCCUUCCUGUUCCCAACACCACAGCAGAGCUGGCUGAAAUCCUGAGUAACUUCACUUUGGCUCACAAAUUCCAGCUCCUGUACGGGACACCACACAACAUCGACGUGUGGGUGGGGGCCAUCUCUGAGCCCGCUCUGCCCGGAGGUCGAGUUGGACCGCUCUUGUCCUGCCUGCUGGCGAGACAGUUCAGAGCGCUGAGAGAUGGGGACAGGUUUUGGUGGCAGAGGGAAAGUGUCUUCACCAGAGCCCAGAGGAGACACCUCCACUCCGUCUCUCUGUCCCGCAUCAUCUGCGACAACAGCCACAUCACUCACGUCCCCGCUGACCCGUUCUCUCGCACCGAGAGGCCAGAGGACAUGUUGGCCUGUUCACACCCUCUCAUCUCCCAUCUGGACCUCAGCCCGUGGAAAGAGUCAGACGCAGAUCCCAGCUGUGGUCCGAUACCCAGGAUUCAAUCUGGCUACUCGCUGCUCUGCGACUCUGUGAUUCUGUACCAGUGUCACUCUGGCUUCAAGCUGCUGGGGUCGUCAUCUGUCAGAUGUGAUCCAAACAGCCAGCAGUGGAGCCCUGCCCCCCCAACAUGUCAAGAUAUGAAUGAGUGUGAGGAACACAUGUCUCCCUGCCCACAAAACCUGGAGUGCCUCAAUAUACCAGGUUCCUUUAUUUGCUCAGAACCCUCCUCGCUGUCUGUCGUCUCUGUUGUCACUGCGGUGAUAGUAGUGAUCGGCGGUGUGGCCGCGCUGCUGCUGCUCAUGUUUUGUUAUCGCAGAUAUUUCCCCAAGAAAGAAGAGUUGGUCAAUGCUGGAUGUUGCCAAGGGAAAAGUUAAGUUAGUAGUUUGGUCAGUUUUUGUUCUAACAUUCCUCCUUCCUAUUUUAUAUAAACAUUAUUUUACUGUCUUCAAUAUCAUCUGUGGGCUUUGUGAGCCUGUUUUUAACUUUCUGUAGUAAAUAUUUUGUCUUGUUAAUUUAUAAUAGCCAUAAACACACUACGGCUGGACAAAUUAUUAUUAUUUUUUUUACUUUAAUAGGUAUCCCUGUUGUUGACCUGUUCAUGUGAUUGCAUGUUUUGUCCUCUGAUUACACGUUAUGUUACUGACCAGUCUGACGCUGCUCACCUAUUAACUACAAGUCAAACUGUUUAUUAAGGUCUAUUAUUAAGGUGGUACUCUGUGUGAUGAGGCCAUGAAAACAGAACAACAAGCUUACAAAAUUGCUUUCAAUCCGGAAACUAAAAUCUUACUGGAAUGUCUGCUCCAAAAACACAUUGUCAAGCCCCUCUGAGCAGGAUAUGGUCUCAGUAUCCCUGUGCCUGGUUCCUGCUUACAAGCCAAUUAGGCGUCUGUGUGUGUGUUUUGGAGAGUUUUGUAUCAGGGAGCCAGGCGGUUCCUAGCAAUGAUCUUAAUCUAAAGCCAAAUCAGUGUUGUGCCCUGACAGAAAUAGGUCUUUGUGCCAUCUGGUUGUACUAGGUUAGAAUGAAUUACAGUGAUGAGUCAUUGUUCCCAAAUUUCAGUCUAAACUUUACAAAAGGCCACAAAAACUGAUGAAACAGUCAAACCAACUAAUGCAUUUACCUGCUAUCAGAUUUUGUUCAAACAAGAUUUAUAAAACACAGGCAGUACAAAGGUGAUGGAGUCAGGCUACAAUGCCUCGUCUUUAAUGGAGUGUUGAUACUGGAAGACACAUUAUUUAUCAGUACACUGAGGUUAGGAACCUCAAAGCCCUAAAUAAGGCUAAGAAGCAGUUAUUGCACUUUCUGACAAAAUAUUCUUCAUUUUUACCUUCAAGAGACCACUUUCUGUAAAAACUGUCUGUUACUAAGAAUAAAUCUAUACUAUGAGGUACAACCCAUAUACAUUGCAUAAUAUGGCUAUGUACUGCAUUCAUGCAAGGUCAUUUAUGGCUUUUACUGUAUGUACAUACUGUUCAUUGCAGAUGUGCAAAACUACAGUUGUGCAUAUUGCAAUCACUUUAUUAAAGCUUGUUCGUUUUCUGACUAUACUGUAAAACUGUCACUACGUUGACGUGGAUGUGUCAUAACUAAUUCAUGAAUAUAAUAUAUGGUUAUGAUGUACGGGCCAGGCUAACAUGAAGCUGUUUCCUUUGUGUUUUUAUAUGAGGCAUCUAGAACAGGUAGUGCAGGAGUGCAUCAACUGCUGAGACAAAAGGUUUUGGCUGCGUAUUUGAGCCAAUAUCUGAAAGUAACAA